Messenger RNA from Scleropages formosus (Asian bonytongue), 4381 nucleotides. It is a transcript of the gene rfc1, whose product is annotated as replication factor C (activator 1) 1. Gene Ontology annotation, molecular function: ATP binding; DNA binding; DNA clamp loader activity. The coding region runs from base 238 to 3711 and encodes 1157 amino acids. The transcript has 25 exons. The record is from RefSeq and is a predicted model, not a curated record. Gene Ontology annotation, cellular component: DNA replication factor C complex; nucleus. Gene Ontology annotation, biological process: DNA replication; DNA repair. NCBI's taxonomy places the organism in Eukaryota, Metazoa, Chordata, Actinopteri, Osteoglossiformes, Osteoglossidae.
UACAGAAUGACAGCGCUGUACUGUACACUGAAACACACGCGCUCGCUCAACUGGACGCCCUGCGACAAAGUGCACGCUUGGAGCAGCGCGCGCGCUCCCCCUUCCUUGCGUCAUCACUCGGCGUCGCGCUGCUGCUCCUUCGGACUUGGCGCCAAUCGAGCUGCGCUGCAGCUCUUUCUUCGUACCUCCUGCUCAGUUUGGUAACCAAGCAAAGUCCUCGGUCAAUAUCGGUUUAUUAUGGACAUCCGGAGGUUCUUUGCUCCUAGUAAACCGGCAGCACAGAAACCUCCCCAGAACAGCAUCACAAGUAAAAAUGAAGACGUAAAGAAGAAACCCAAAUCAGACUCGAAGGUUAAAAGCCCUAAGGUGGAGGAGAAGCCAUCAGCGAAAAGGAAGAAGCGAGCUGUCAUAGACUCCGACUCAGAGGAGGAAAAGCCUAAUGAGAAGUCUCGGAAGGUUCCCAAGGGGAGCCAGAAGGCCCACAAAACUACAACUCCUCCAAAAAAAGAAUCAAUUCAAUAUGUAUCAGAGACAGAUUCAGACAGUGACACAUUUGUGUCCCUGAAAAAGCCCAAAUCCAGGGAAAAUGGGGUGACCAAAGCAGGGGGCACAAGGCUGACCAAAGGCCUCCAGGGAAGCAAGGAGAAGCAAGCAUCGGCCGUUGGGUCCCCAAAGAAAACAUCCACAUCAGCAGGGAAGGUCUCUACGAAGUCACCCUCUACUUCCAAAGAGACCCCUCCUCAGCCCAAGCUGACCCCCACAUCGGCACUGGACUACUUUGGCAGCCAGAGCAUCCAGAGGUCAGAAAAGAAGUUGGUGGCCAGCACCAAGAGAAAAGAUGACCCGGAGGAUUCACUGAGUGAUGAGGCCAUUGCCAGACAGCUGCAGAUGGACGAGGACAUGGAUCUGGAGAAACAGCUGCAUGAAGAUGAAGCGUUUGCAAGAACGCUGGCCAUGUUGGAUGAAGAACCGCUGCCCAAAAAGGCUCGUAGGGACUUGCUCAGCUCACCCAGCAAGAUGGGAGCAGGCCAGGAGCAGAACAGUCAGACUCCCCCAGCCUCUAGUUCACAGUCUCGGACCAAUGGGAAGGCUGGUAAGAGUCCCUCUCCAAAGAAGAAACCCUCCCUUGUCAAGGCAAGCUCCAAGCUGGCCAUGAUGAAGAGAAAGGAGGAGAAAGAGGGUGCAAAAAAGAGAGAAGUGACUAUCAAGAUGGUCAUUUCACCAAAGAAAAACCCAGAAGCUCCAACAGUCUCAGAGAGGGUAAACACGCCCAAAUCGGGAAAAGUGUUGACACCUAAAAGUGAGACUGUGACCACACCUGUGACCAGUAAAAUCUCCCCCAAGAAGUUAGAGAACGCUAGUCCUGAGGACUCGGAGAAGAAGCGGGGGAAUUCUCUGGCCUAUCGUAACUACCUAAACAGGGAAGGCCCCCGAGCCCUGGGUUCCAAAGAGAUCCCUCAGGGGGCCGAGAACUGCUUGGAGGGUCUGACCUUUGUGCUCACGGGCGUGCUGGAGUCUAUGGAGAGAGAAGAUGCCAAGUCACUGAUUGAGCGGUAUGGGGGCAAGGUUACCGGAAACAUCAGCAGGAAAACCAGCUACCUGGUACUUGGCAGGGAUGGUGGUGCUUCCAAAACAGAGAAGGCCGAAAGCCUUGGCACAAAAAUCAUCGAUGAGGAUGGAUUGCUCAAUCUUAUACGGACAAAACCAGGCAAGAAGUCAAAGUACGAGAUUGCAGCCGAAGCAGAGCAGAGUAUACCUGAGCAUGUGAGGACCAGAAGCACCCCUCAAAAGAUGACACCCAAAAAGGGAACGCCCACCAAGAAGACGCCCACUAAGAUUACCUCUACGCAGAAGACCCCAUCCUCUGGGAAACGAGGCAAGAGUGCCGCAUCCAACUCAUCUACACCCCCAGGAAGGCCAUUUUCAAGCAGCAGAGCAGGAGGCAACCAGGAGGUGAAGAAAGGCCUGUCUUUUGACAAGGGGUCGGAGGGAGACGGGGGCAGUCUGCUGUGGGUGGACAAGUACCGACCCCGCAGCCUGAAGGGGGUCAUCGGGCAGCAGGGGGAGCAGAGCUGCGCUAAUAAACUGCUGCGAUGGCUGCAGAACUGGCACCGCUGGCACUCCAGGGAUAAGAAGCCUGCUGCAGCAAGAUUUGGAAAGUUUGCGGGUAAGGAUGAUGGCUCCGGGUUCAAGGCGGCACUACUCUCUGGACCUCCAGGGGUGGGAAAGACCACCACUGCUGUCCUUGUGUGUGAGGACCUGGGCUACAGUUAUGUGGAGAUGAACGCCAGCUGUACUCGCAGCAAGAACAGCCUUAAAGAGGUCAUUGCUGAGUCUCUCAACAACACUAGCAUCAAGAACUUCUACACAGGCGCCUCUCAGACAGUCAGCAGCAAACACGUGCUCAUCAUGGACGAAGUGGACGGGAUGGCUGGAAACGAGGACAGGGGUGGCAUCCAGGAGAUGAUCGGUCUCAUCAAGCAGACAAAGAUUCCAAUCAUCUGCAUGUGCAAUGACCGCAACCAUCAGAAGAUCCGUUCCCUGGCCAACUACUGCUUUGACCUGCGCUUCCAGAGACCGCGUGUUGAGCAAAUCAAGGGCGCCAUGAUGUCCAUUGCAUUCAAAGAAGGCUUGAAGAUUCCCCCACCUGCUCUCAAUGAAAUCAUCUUAGCUUCCAACCAAGACAUCCGACAGGUGCUGCACAACCUUAGUAUGUGGUCAGCGAAGGACAAAGUCAUGACAUACGACCAGGCUAAAGCAGAUGCCAGCAAUGCCAGGAAGGACUUUAAAUUGGGUCCAUUUGACGUAUGUCGGAAGGUCUUCGCUGCUGGAGAAGAGACGGCACGCAUGUCUUUGAUUGACAAGUCGGACCUGUUCUUCCAUGACUACACGCUUGCACCCCUGUUUGUCCAGGAGAACUACCUGCAUGUGCGUCCAGCUGCAGCAGGAGGAAACCUGAAGAGCCACCUGACGUUAUUGAGUAAGACGGCAGACAGCAUUUGUGAUGGAGAUCUGGUGGACCGACGGAUCCGAUCCAGCCAGACCUGGUCCCUGCUUCCUACGCAGGCCAUCUAUGCCAGCGUGCUCCCUGGGGAAUUGAUGAGGGGCUACAUGAGCCAGUUCCCCACCUUCCCUAGCUGGCUGGGCAAGUUCUCCUCCACGGGAAAGCAUAGCCGUAUCAUCCAGGAGCUGGCAACACACAUGAGCCUGAGGAUCCAGAGCAGCAAGCAGGCUGUCAAUCUAGACUACCUUCCUUACCUGCGCUCCGCCCUACUGGAGCCCCUGCAGCGCUUUGGGGCUGAGGGGGCCACCCAGGCUGUGCAGCUGAUGGACAACUACAACCUUGUCAAGGAGGAUGUGGACAACAUCAUGGAGAUCAGCACCUGGGCUGGGCAGCCAGAACCUUACGCCAAGCUGGACCCCAAGGUCAAGGCGGCCUUCACUCGGGCGUACAACAAGGAGUCCCACCUGACGCCGUACUCCCUGCAGACGGUGAAGAAGACCCGCAGGGGCACCGUGGACCUCGGUGGUGGGGAACUAGAUCUGGAGUCACAGGAACUGGCAGAGGAAGAGGAGGAGGAGGAGGGAGGCAUGGCCACCGACGCCAUGAUUAAGCAAAAGAAAGCAAAGUCAAGAAAGGACACAAAGCAGGAGCAAGCAGAGGAUUCUGGGAAAGGAAAGGGGAAAGGAAAGGGGAAGGGCAAGAAGUGAGCAUACAAGGCUCUGCAAAAGCCUGAGGCGUAUGGACUGAUGUGCUCUUCACCUGCUCCAUCACGGGCCACCGAGGAACAUCACACACACCGGUGCCAGCCGGAGGAGCAAACUUUGGAGGGUCUUGAUUUUACAGAGACCAUGAUAAGCGUGUUGGACAUCCAACAGCCACAAAAAUCCUUUUAACCAUCACCUGUACAGUAAGUAAACCUAACUGAAGAGAAAUCACCAAAUUGUAAACAAUAAGCACUUUGUUGCCUAGUGACAUAUAACCAUGCAUCUCUCAGAAGGCAGUAUUUCUUUCUUUCUCCUGGAGCUGUAUCUGUGGCUACAGUGGAUUCUGGGAUACAAUGAUAAUGUUUAUUACGUCUGCUCUUAGUAGCUUACUGCCCAGCAGCAGUGUUGGUACUAGGGUAAAGAAAUGAUAAACUUCCUUUCCACUGGAUGACUGUACAUAAUGUAUUUGUAGUGUAUCAUUUCCUUUGUACAAAUUUUCAUACAUUCUCAUACUGAAGAACUGAGCUUUGGUUACUAACCAGUUGAGUGAACCUUUUUUGCUGGGCAGGACUUAUUUUGGCUUAAACCCACAAAUUGAGGAUGUGGCAUAUUUUCUUAUGAAUGUCCUUUUGUAUAUUCUUUAAUACAGAGAAUAAUAAAUGCAAUAGCUUGC